UUUUUUUAACAUUGCUGGGUACCCAUAAUGGAAGGCAAUUGAGUAAGUAAUUCAAGAAAUCCUCCAAGAUCAUAACACUAGCUAGUUAUUUUAAGCGCACGAAAGAUAAGUGGUUAUGUUCCUUAUGAUAUUAGACGCGUCUUGAUAGCCAACACCAAUCGACUUCCUUUGUUCAUCUCACGUCGGUUGUUGUUCUUUGCUACUCAACCUACAGCCAACGAAAGAAAAUGGAUACACAAAGUGACUCAGCAUGAUUGGAAAGGUGUAUGGAUCACUCCUUAUACCAAGAAUACCAAGGAAGCAGAAGAUCAAGCAUUAAAUCAAGACUUGAUCAUCUUAUUUAUACACGGUGGGGGGUUUUCAAUAGGUUAUUCAUACAUGUAUAUGCCAUUAUUUCAGUUUAUCCUCGGUCAGCUUGAGAAGCAAUACAAUAUCAGGGCUAGUCUUCUCUCAUUAGAAUAUAGCCUCAGUCCAGAACAUAAAUGGCCCAUAGCAUGUCAUGAAGCUGUUCAAUCCUAUCGAUAUCUUGUACAUGAACUGGGUAUCAGUCCAUCGAGAAUAGUGCUCAUGGGUGAUAGUGCUGGAGGUAAUCUAGCAUUGACUACACUGAUCAAUCUACGUGAUUUGAGGGUAAAGCGUAAAGAGAAAACACAGAAUACGCCACCCUUACCAUUGCCUGCUGGAAUUGGCUUGAUAUCACCUUGGGUUGAUUUGACAACAGACAUUUAUCCUUCUCGACCAGACUGUGUAUCACCACGCCUGUUGAAUAUGUAUAUCUCAAAUUAUGCCCCUCACCAGAAUCUGACACAUUCGUUGAUUUCGCCUGUUCAUGCUACAUUAGAAGGAUUGUCGAGCUGUCAUUGGCUAGUUACUUACGGCGAACAUGAAAUCAUUCGAGAAAGUAUUCAAACACUGGUAUCUCGUAUUGAGCAGCACAACUACAGUCUAAAGACACUCGUAUGUACAUCUGAAGCGCACGUAUCUAUGACGCAUCCUUUAAUGUCUACUACGCCAGAAGCAUUUAGGCGUGAUGGUGGUACAUUGAUCCAAUGGUUGGCUGAUAUUUCCGCCUAAUAAAAUUCAUUCUACGUCA
Molecule: messenger RNA, 1093 nt
Organism: Gilbertella persicaria
Lineage: Eukaryota; Fungi; Mucoromycota; Mucoromycetes; Mucorales; Choanephoraceae
Product: Alpha/Beta hydrolase protein
Exons: 1
Coding region: 379-1074 (231 amino acids)
Molecular function (GO): hydrolase activity
Source: RefSeq, a predicted model, not a curated record